Molecule: messenger RNA, 2565 nt
Organism: Xyrauchen texanus (razorback sucker)
Lineage: Eukaryota; Metazoa; Chordata; Actinopteri; Cypriniformes; Catostomidae
Product: zinc finger protein 765-like
Exons: 3
Coding region: 56-1483 (475 amino acids)
Biological process (GO): regulation of transcription by RNA polymerase II
Cellular component (GO): nucleus
Molecular function (GO): DNA-binding transcription factor activity; RNA polymerase II cis-regulatory region sequence-specific DNA binding
Source: RefSeq, a predicted model, not a curated record
AACAGGAAGACGAAGAAGACAGAUUUGAACGUAAGAUUUUCGAUCAAAAUUAAUCAUGAUUGGAUUAGUGUCUGUUCAUUCAUUUCUGAUAAAGCGCAUGAUGGCAGCAGCCGAAGAAAUAUUCGACGUUGUCAAAGACAAUGUUAUUGAGUAUCAGCAGGAGAUAGAGCGCCUAAAGCAGGAGAACUGUUGUCUGAAGAACACACUGGCUAACACCAGGAACUGCAGUCGUGCAGAAACAAACAAUGAUGCUGAGAGCACCAAUUCAGAUGUAGUUCUGCAAGGUCCAUUGGAUUCAGAACUCUCAGAAAUAAGAGUGAAGAUGGAGGUUGCCAAAGUGGUGUCUCAUGAGCCAAUGAGUCAAGCUUCAACCAUCACAUCUGUCCUCUCAGAAGGUCAGGAACCCACUCAGUUCCUCUUACACCAGCCAGAGGUACUGGUGAAGAAUGAAGAAGAUGGUUUCGAUAUGCAAUCAUCAGUCGCAGUUAAAUCAGAUCUAUGGGUUCAAGCCAGUAAUUCAAACUCCUCUUUAGAACAACGGAGCUAUAUCAGUGAUGGUCACGUUGACCUUCCAAUAGCUGAACAAGACCUGCACUCUCUUGAUGAGGUGACGCAAAAAGCACUGCAAAGUCAAAAGGGCACAUUCAUUUGCCAGAUUUGCAGCAAGUCUUUUUGCAACAAUGGUCGCUUGCGAAAACAUAUGGUAGUUCACCAGAGCGAGAGACCUUUCUGCUGUAAUUCCUGUGGAAGGCGCUUUAAAUCGAAAACACAUUUGAAAGAACACGAGAGACUUCAUACAGAAAGACAAGCAGAGGUUCGGAACUCCAUUGAAGAACCACCGGACUCACAGUUCUCCCAAAUGCAAAUAAUGCUGAUGCCAGACAGCAUAAACAUGGACAGAAUCCCACAGCACUCACCGUGUGUUUCACCUACUUCUUGUGAACUGAGUGUAAACAGAACCUCAGUUAAUAGAGAAGAGGGGGCUGAUCUAAGCAUUAACUUGAUGGAACAAGUUAUAACAGAUUAUUUUAAGACAAAGGACACCUGUUCUAAUAUCUCAGCUCCAAAUAAAAGUAUUAGCGACCAGGUGAUAAUUGUACACGAUGAACCAAGCCCCCAUCCCAUUUCUGAUCGUGAACAAACAACUGAGGGGUUAUCGCACCUUAAUUUGGACCUACAAAGUCAAGACACUGAACAAUUUCCUUUCCAAUGUGAAAUAUGUGACAGGCCAUUUAAACGUCACCAGAGCCUAAAGAUCCACAUGUGUGUGCACCAACGAAUUAGAAACUACCACUGUAGGGUGUGUGGUAGGGGAUUCUAUAAGGGCUGUCAUCUCAGAGAGCAUUUGAGAAUUCACACUGGUGAAAAACCAUACGGAUGCAAAAAAUGUGGGAAAUGCUUUGUUCAAUGGAAUCAGGCAAGGGCACACAUAAUUAAAAAUCAUGGAGGAGAUAUGUCACAGUUAUCAAAGAAAAAUUCCUAAAGCUGUUAAGUUUGCUGUCAUUAUCACUUCUUUGGUUGAGUAAUUAGAAUUGUAAUUCUGGUUUUGAAUUUCAAAUAUGGAUACCAAAUUAUCCAUAUUUGACAUGUUCAAAGAAAUCAUUCUUAAACUGAGAUGUUAAUAAAACAGGUUCUUUGGAAUGUUUUGCUGGGAAUGCACUUACUGCUAUUUAGAUUUAUGCAUUAGGCAGAUGCUUUUAUCCAAAGCGACUUACAGUGCACUUAUUACAGGGACAAUCCCCCCAGAGCAACCUGGAGUUAAGUGCCUUGCUCAAGGACACAAUGGUGGAGGCUGUGGGGGCUCGAACCAACGACCUUCUGAUUAACAGUUGUGUGCAUUAGCCCACUACGCCACCGCCACUCCUUUUUACAUCUCAUGUCUGCCAGUAAAAUGUUUGUGCUUUAAUCGACCCUUUACACAGUUCCUGGAACAUGGAAAUAAACAAUAAUGGAGUGAAUCUCUGUAUGGUUGCAUGGGAGACCAGUACACCUAUUUCCUUUUUCCCCCCAUUUUCUCCACAGAAAAAUAGUUUCCACAUCUUUACAAACGAGAUGCCAAAUUAAUUGUCACUCCGUUUAUUUGAAAUCCCAUCACAGUAGUAUUGGCUAGCUUUUUUUUAAAAAACCCUUGUGUGACCUUAGGGACAUUUAUGUCUUUUUUUUUUAUUAUUAUUAUUAUUUUGGCUGUGUUAAUGCCAAUGGCAUAAAUUUUUCCAAAGGUGUGUAUUUUGGGGGGAAUUUGAAUUUUUCAACCUCAGUUCCUAUAAUAAAUCUAUAAUACACUGUGUACACAAAAUAGUUACACUCAGGACCUUAAGGGCAAAAAUGUCCCUAUUGAAACCCAAUAAAACUGCAAUAUUUGAUCCCAGUGCCAUUAAAGCUUAAAAUCAUGAAUUCUAUGAUUUUAUGCUUUUAUUCUGGAGCACUGGCUUCAAAAUUUGAAUGUUUAAUAUUUCCACUAUAUGGCACCAUUUUUCUCAUGUUUAGCCUAUGGAGCAAAUACAUGCUUUUUUCCUAUUUUCUUUUUGCUGUAUUAUAGUGCAUUGCAGGCCAAUUGAAUAAAUU